AUGACUUUGUUUGUGAGUCUUGGUGGCAUCUUAGUGACCUGCCGGGAUCAAUCGCCGGUGGCGCUGGGGGGAAUUGCAGCUGAAUACAUCACCUAUGGACAGGCCAAUGGCGGCAUGUCCGACCUUCUCCAAUUGGAGGCCCUCUUCGGAGCUUUGAAGUUCGAUCAGCAGCAGACAAACGUCCUGCUUCGCACGAAUGUCAUGAACACCGUCUCCAUUCUCGAGCGCGAGCGCAAGGCCCAUGAUGCGCUGGUUGACGCCAUGGGCCGAGACUCCUUGACUUCCAGAGCACAGGUCCUGCGCCGGAAUUACCAAGAUGGAGUAUUUCUGCCGCUAACCAGGCCUGAGGAGUAUGCGGAGGCCCACCGGACCAUGGUCAAGGUCUUCAGCAACGUUCUCGCAGACCCAAAGAACGAGAAGUUCCGGACUUUGCGGAAAGCCAACGCGGUUGUGCAGGACAAGCUGAAGCAUCCUGCCUGCAAGCAAGCGCUGCUACUGUGCGGCUUCACCGAGGAGGAAGACUGCUACGUCUGUCCGCCUUCGGCAGACCUUUCCACCAUGCGGCGUGUCUGCGCGCAGCUGAAGGCCUUGCCACCGGCGGCCGGAGGACGGUGA
This is a messenger RNA of Symbiodinium natans, 615 nucleotides long. The record is from the annotation of a GenBank genome assembly. Lineage: Eukaryota; Dinophyceae; Suessiales; Symbiodiniaceae.